Asterias rubens (European starfish) is the source of this 11610-nucleotide messenger RNA. RefSeq names its product serine-rich adhesin for platelets-like. The coding region runs from base 9 to 9845 and encodes 3278 amino acids. The record is from RefSeq and is a predicted model, not a curated record. The transcript has 16 exons. NCBI's taxonomy places the organism in Eukaryota, Metazoa, Echinodermata, Asteroidea, Forcipulatida, Asteriidae.
UACUCAUCAUGCUGGUCCAUCUAGCAGUCAUCUGGCAUCAAGCUAUGGCCCAAACUGAUGGCUUCGCUACCAUGAAGACCCAACCAGCUGUCACAAGUCAUCAAAAUUCAACAGCUUCAACAACAAAGACAAAAAAUGCAACAAGCACAGAACCAUCAACUGCUACAUUCUUGCCUGCAACAGAGUCAAUGACUUCAUUGUCUUCAAGUUCAAAAGAAACAAUUGUUUUAACUUCUGACAGUUCUGAAAUACUGCCUUCAACUAAUUCGCCAACAGAAGAAGUAACAGAAGGAAUGAAAACAGGUACUGAGAGUUUAGCAACAGGCAUAACCCUAACAUCAGACAAUUUAGCAACCGAUGAUACCUCUUUUCAAGUUACUAGUGAGCUAACACAAACUGUACAAAUGUCACCUCUAACUACUAAUAAAAGUAAGCUAUUAACAAGCACAGGAACCGCGACAGAGGAACAAACGGUAGUUGAGCUUACAACAUUUGCCGAUGUAACAUUCCUAACAACAACUGGUGAGACUGCUACACAGGUUACUAAUGAACUUACCCAAACCAGCACAAUAACAAGUCUAACCUCUGAUGUUACAAAACUAACAAACACAGAAGGCACAACAUUGGAACCAUCAACAGGAGAGCUAACUACAGUUGCAGAUGUAACAUUCCUAACAACAACUGAUGAGACUGCUACACAGGUUACUAAUGAGCUUACCCAAACCAGCACAAUAACAAGUCUAACCUCUGAUGUAACAAAACUAACAAACACAGAAGGCACAACAUUGGAACCAUCAACAGGAGAGCCAACUACAGUCGCAGAUGUAACAUUCCUAACAACUGUUGAGACUGCUACACAGGUUACUAAUGAACUUACUCAAACCAGUACAAUAACAAGUCUAACCUCUGAUGUUACAAAACUAACAAACACAGAAGGCACAACAUUGGAACCAUCAACAGGAGAGCUAACUACAGUUGCAGAUGUAACAUUCCUAACAACAACUGGUGAGACUGCUACACAGGUUACUAAUGAGCUUACCCAAACCAGUACAGUAACAAGUCUCAUCUCUGAUGUUACAAAACUAACAAACACAGAAGGCACAACAUUGGAACCUGCGACAGGAGAGCCAACUACAGUUGCAGAUGUAACAUUCCUAACAACAACUGGUGAGACUGCUACACAGGUUACUAAUGAGCUUACCCAAACCAGUACAAUGUCAAGUCUAACCUCUGAUGUUACAAAACUAACAAACACAGAAGGCACAACAUUGGAACCUGCGACAGGAGAGCCAACUACAGUUGCAGAUGUAACAUUCCUAACAACAACUGGUGAGACUGCUACACAGGUUACUAAUGAGCUUACCCAAACCAGUACAGUAACAAGUCUCAUCUCUGAUGUUACAAAACUAACAAACACAGAAGGCACAACAUUGGAACCUGCGACAGGAGAGCCAACUACAGUUGCAGAUGUAACAUUCCUAAUAACAACUGGUGAGACUGCUACACAGGUUACUAAUGAACUUACUCAAACCAGUACAGUAACAAGUCUCAUCUCUGAUGUUACAAAACUAACAAACACAGAAGGCACAACAUUGGAACCUGCGACAGGAGAGCCAACUACAGUUGCAGAUGUAACAUUCCUAACAACAACUGGUGAGACUGCUACACAGGUUACUAAUGAGCUUACCCAAACCAGUACAAUAACAAGUCUAACCUCUGAUGUUACAAAACUAACAAACACAGAAGGCACAACAUUGGAACCAUCAACAGGAGAGCCAACUACAGUUGCAGAUGUAACCUUCCUAACAACUGGUGAGACUGCUACACAGGUUACUAAUGAGCUUACCCAAACCAGUACAAUGACAAGUCUAACCUCUGAUGUUACAAAACUAACAAACACAGAAGGCACAACAUUGGAACCUUUGACAGGAGAGCUAACUACAGUUGCAGAUGUAACAUUCCUAGCAACUGAUAAGACUGCUACACAGGUUACUAAUGAGCUUACCCAAACCAGUACAAUGACAAGUCUAAUCUCUGAUGUUACAAAACUAACAAACACAGAAGGCACAACAUUGGAACCUGCGACAGGAGAGCUAACUACAGUUGCAGAUGUAACAUUCCUAACAACAACUGGUGAGACUGCUACACAGGUUACUAAUGAGCUUACCCAAACCAGUACAAUAACAAGUCUAACCUCUGAUGUUACAAAACUAACAAACACAGAAGGCACAACAUUGGAACCAUCAACAGGAGAGCUAACUACAGUCGCAGAUGUAACAUUCCUAACAACAACUGAUGAGACUGCUACACAGGUUACUAAUGAGCUUACCCAAACCAGUACAAUGUCAAGUCUAACCUCUGAUGUUACAAAACUAACAAGCACAGAAGGCACAACCCCAGGCACUUCUACUGAUGAGAAUUCUUCCAAUAAAACAUCAGGUGCAACUGUUAAUACAAUGUCAACUUCAAUUGAACACACAGUAACUACUGCGCCCAACACAACAUCUGAUGCUGCAACUUCUACUAGUACAGCUUUCUCCACUCCUGUGGAAGGCACUGUAACUGAAGCAGCAGCACCCAACACAACAUCUGAUGCUGUAACUUCUACUAGUACAGCUUUCUCCACUCCUGUGGAAGGCACUGUAACUAAAGCGACAACACUCAACACCACAUCUGAUGCUGUAACUUCUACUAGUACAGCCUUCACUCCUGUGGAAGGCACUUCAACUGAAGCAACAACACUCAACACAACAUCUGAUACUGCAACUUCUACUAGUGCAGCUUUCUCCACUCCUGUUGAAGCGAAUGCAACUGAAGCAAUAACACUCAACACAACAUCUGGUAUUGUAACUUCUACUAGUACAGCUUUCUCCACUCCUGUUGAAGCAAAUGCAACUGAAGCAACAACACCCAACACAACAUCUGAUGUUGUAACUUCUACUAGUACAGCUUUCUCAACUCCAGUGGAAGGCACUGCAACUGAAGCAACAACACUCAACACAACAUCUGAUGCUGUGACUUCUACUAGUACAGCUUUCUCCACUCCUGUUGAAGCGAAUGCAACUGAAGCAAUAACACUCAACACAACAUCUGGUAUUGUAACUUCUACUAGUACAGCCUUCUCCACUCCUGUGGAAGGCACUGCAACUGAAGCAACAACACUCAACACAACAUCUGAUACUGCAACUUCUACUAGUGCAGCUUUCUCCACUCCUGUUGAAGCGAAUGCAACUGAAGCAAUAACACUCAACACAACAUCUGGUAUUGUAACUUCUACUAGUACAGCUUUCUCAACUCCUGUGGAAGGCACUGCAACUGAAGCAACAACACUCAACACAACAUCUGAUGCUGUGACUUCUACUAGUACAGCUUUCUCCACUCCUGUUGAAGCAGGUGCAACUGAAGCAACAACACCCAACACAACAUCUGAUGUUGUAACUUCUACUAGUACAGCUUUCUCAACUCCAGUGGAAGGCACUGCAACUGAAGCAACAACACUCAACACAACAUCUGAUGCUGCAACUUCUACUGGUACAGCUUUCUCCACUCCUGUUGAAGCAAAUGCAACUGAAGCAACAACACUCAACACAACAUCUGGUAUUGUAACUUCUACUAGUACAGCCUUCUCCACUCCUGUGGAAGGCACUGCAACUGAAGCAACAACACUCAACACAACAUCUGGUAUUGUAACUUCUACUAGUACAGCUUUCUCCACUCCUGUGGAAGGCACUGCAACUGAAGCAACAACACUCAACACAACAUUUGGUAUUGUAACUUCUUCUGGUACAGCUUUCUCCACUCCUGUGGAAGGCACUGCAACUGAAGCAACAACACUCAACACAACAUCUGAUGCUGUGACUUCUACUAGUACAGCUUUCUCCACUCCUGUUGAAGCGAAUGCAACUGAAGCAACAACACUCAACACAACAUCUGGUAUUGUAACUUCUACUAGUACAGCCUUCUCCACUCCUGUGGAAGACACUGCAACUGAAGCAACAACACUCAACACAACAUCUGAUGCUGCAACUUCUACUAGUACAGCUUUCUCCACUCCUGUUGAAGCGAAUGCAACUGAAGCAAUAACACUCAACACAACAUCUGGUAUUGUAACUUCUACUAGUACAGCUUUCUCCACUCCCGUGGAAGGCACUGCAACUGAAGCAACAACACUCAACACAAUAUCUGAUGCUGUGACUUCUACUAGUACAGCUUUCUCCACUCCUGUGGAAGGCACUGCAACUGAAGCAACAACACUCAACACAACAUCUGAUGCUGUGACUUCUACUAGUACAGCUUUCUCCACUCCUGUGGAAGGCACUGCAACUGAAGCAACAACACUCAACACAACAUCUGGUAUUGUAACUUCUACUAGUACAGCUUUCUCCACUCCUGUGGAAGGCACUGUAACUGAAGUAACAACACUCAACACAACAUCUGAUGCUGUGACUUCUACUAGUACAGCUUUCUCCACUCCUGUGGAAGGCACUGCAACUGAAGCAACAACACCCAACACAACAUCUGAUGUUGUAACUUCUACUAAUACAGCUUUCUCAACUCCAGUGGAAGGCACUGCAACUGAAGCAACAACACUCAACACAACUUCUGAUGUUGUAACUUCUACUAGUACAGCUUUCUCCACUCCUGUGGAAGGCACUGUAACUGAAGUAACAACACCCAACACAACAUCUGAUGUUGUAACUUCUACUAAUACAGCUUUCUCAACUCCAGUGGAAGGCACUGCAACUGAAGCAACAACACUCAACACAACAUCUGAUGCUGCAACUUCUACUGGUACAGCUUUCUCCACUCCUGUUGAAGCGAAUGCAACUGAAGCAACAACACCCAACACAACAUUUGAUGCUUUAACUUCUACUAGUACAGCUUUCUCCACUCCUGUGGAAGGCACUGCAACUGAAGCAACAACACUCAACACAACAUCUGGCAUUGUAACUUCUACUAGUACAGCUUUCUCCACUCCUGUGGAAGGCACUGCAACUGAAGCAACAACACUCAACACAACAUCUGGCAUUGUAACUUCUACUAGUACAGCUUUCUCCACUCCUAUGGAAGGCACUGCAACUGAAGCAACAACACUCAACACAACAGCUGAUGCUGCAACUUCUACUAGUACAGCUUUUUCCACUCCUGUUGAAGCGAAUGCAACUGAAGCAACAACACUCAACACAACAUCUGGUAUUGUAACUUCUACUAGUACAGCCUUCUCCACUCCUGUGGAAGGCACUGCAACUGAAGCAACAACACUCAACACAACAUCUGGCAUUGUAACUUCCAAUAGUACAGCUUUCUCCACUCCUGUGGAAGGCACUGCAACUGAAGCAACAACACUCAACACAACAGCUGAUGCUGCAACUUCUACUAGUACAGCUUUUUCCACUCCUGUUGAAGCGAAUGCAACUGAAGCAAUAACACUCAACACAACAUCUGGUAUUGUAACUUCUACUAGUACAGCUUUCUCCACUCCUGUGGAAGGCACUGCAACUGAAGCAACAACACUCAACACAACAUCUGAUGCUGUGACUUCUACUAGUACAGCUUUCUCCACUCCUGUUGAAGCGAAUGCAACUGAAGCAACAACACUCAACACAACAUCUGGUAUUGUAACUUCUACUAGUACAGCCUUCUCCACUCCUGUGGAAGGCACUGCAACUGAAGCAACAACACUCAACACAACAUCUGGCAUUGUAACUUCCAAUAGUACAGCUUUCUCCACUCCUGUGGAAGGCACUGCAACUGAAGCAACAACACUCGACACAACAUCUGGUAUUGUAACUUCUACUAGUACAGCUUUCUCCACUCCUGUGGAAGGCACUGCAACUGAAGCAACAACACUCAACACAACAUCUGGCAUUGUAACUUCUACUAGUACAGCUUUCUCCACUCCUGUGGAAGGCACUGUAACUGAAGCAACAACACUCAACACAACAUCUGGUAUUUUAACUUCUACUAGUACAGCUUUCUCCACUCCUGUGGAAGGCACUGCAACUGAAGCAACAACACUCAACACAACAUCUGGCAUUGUAACUUCUACUAGUACAGCUUUCUCCACUCCAGUGGAAGGCACUGCAACUGAAGCAACAACACUCAACACAACAUCUGGUAUUUUAACUUCUACUAGUACAGCUUUCUCCACUCCUGUGGAAGGCACUGCAACUGAAGCAACAACACCCAACACAACAUCUGAUGCUGUUACUUCUACUAGUACAGCUUUCUCCACUCCUGUUGAAGCUACUGCAACUAAAGUAACAACACCAAACACAACAGACAAUGUCCUAACUUCUUCUAGUACAGUAAUGCAUUCUGUAGUUUCUUCAGCCGUACCAACUUCAGUUGACACAACUACAGCUGUUACAAGCAUUCCUGAGACAUCACAUGCCACGCUCCCAACUUUAAUAUCAACUGAUCCUUCUAUACAAACUACUGAACAAAUUGAAGAGACAACUUCAAUACAAACAUCACAUUUAAUAACAGUCACAACACCGGAUAUCACAUCUAGUGCUGUAACUGUGACUGAAGUCGGAGUUACAUCAGCUACAGUAAAACCAGAGAUCACAUCAGGAUUUUCAACUCCAACGGCGGUGUCAACUACCGCUGAAAUGACUUCUCCUGAAUUAACACCAGCUUUGGCAACAACUGAUAUGUCUAGCGCCUUUACAACUACUGAAAUAUUAUUAACAACGCCUGUUAAACGGACUAAUGUAGUCUUAACAACUACUUCAGCCACAUCCCAAUCAGUAACAACAACAAAAGCAACCAGCCCCUCUGCAUCAAGUGAGAUUGUUAAAACCACCUCACAAAUGGUCACAAGAGAACCUACCCAGACAGUCAAAUUAACAUCAGCUUCUGGACCCAAAACAUCAAGUACAUCAGUCUCUGCUGAUAAAAUACUUCGUUUAGAAGUUCUGGUGGAUCUAUCGCACGAGGUAAAGAGCCAGACUUUCAUUGAGAAAAUAGAAGGUGAUCUUGAGCAACUGUACCUAAUGGGGAAGGAAAUAUCCAAUAGGAAACGGAGGUCAUUGCUGGAAGACAUUGUUGGUGCUGUCCACAGACUUGUGCAGAAAAGUAAAAGAGCCGUAGAUCCUGAUCCGUCAGUCACUAUUAAAGUAACCCAUACCGAUAGAGUAGAAAGGAAUGUACAGAUUGAAUUUUAUGUGGUUGAGAAUGGGACUGUAUUGGAGCCUAGUGUUGUGAGUCAGGUAUACUCCACACUGAGUCUAGCAGCAAUGAGUGCACAGUUGGGGUUCGAGGUGAUAACUUCACCCCAACCCGUGGUCCCACCAUCUUCUACAACCGUACAACCAACUGCCGAUCACCCAUAUCCAAUCCCUCCUACUGGUAGUGAAAACAUCCUCCAGAUGACACUCAUUGUUCCCCAAGACGAUGAAGUGUCUCAAUCUGUUUUAAAGAACAAUAUCAAAAAUGGUUUGGAGGUAGCUUAUCUUGAGGGAUUAAGCACAGUAGGAGGCAAGAGAAGAAAGAGAAGCAUCUUAGAUCAUGCGGAUUCCUUUGGCCUCAAGAAACCUCCAGUGGCACAAGACAAAGGCUUAUAUGAUGAUACUAAAGAUUUAGUAGCUUCCAGUGAUCUACGUUCUUCUCUUGGAUAUCUCAAAAAUGAUAACUGGAAAUCAUUUCAAUCUGGACUGUGGAAUCUACUCAUUACGUCGGACAGAAACUUCAAUAAUAUGAGAGUGCAUAGUCGUCAAAGGCGGCAAACAGUGGAUCCAAGUAAUACAACGGAAGUGGUGGCGUUCCAAGUUGUGCGAGAUGGUUCUGAAGUGUUAUGUCAGUUCUAUGUGGUGAAUAACGCUUCUGUCGUGAAGGGUUCUCAAGCUCUAACUGUAUUUGAUGUAAUUUCAAUACAGCGUCUGUCAGUGAUUCUUAGUUAUGAGGUGAAAUCUCCAGGUAUAACACUGUUUGCAUCACCUAGUCCUGCCGAGGACUACAGUAUAUGGAUUAUUGUAGUCAGUGUUGUAUGUGCUGUACUCCUGAUCAUUGUCAUUAUCUUCCUCAUCUACUGGAUCUGUCUUUGUCAUCGUAAAGCUCACCAAUCUAAAGUCAUAGAAAUGAAAACUAUGGAAAGAGCCACUUGUACAUCUACUGAAUUUGGUCGCUUACGUAUUGAUAUAGAGAAAGGAGAAGUGUUUGUUGAAGAGACGUCAUUGGAUAAACGCCUACCAGUCAAGAAGACUGCCAAUGGGAAACUCCAUCAGGAAAGAAGUGGACAAAGACAAGCUUUUAAGAUCGAGGAUCAAGUAGGAAGUCGUGCACCAUUACCAAAGAGAAAGACAAGAAAGAAACAUGAUAGUGAUAAUGACAAGACUGCAUCAGAUGGAUCCAUGUCACAGGAGGAAGGGCCACUGUUUAGUCAUGUAACAUCAACACCUCAGGCAGCAAGGACUCUACCUAAGCCACCUCCAGUCAGAUUCCGUAAUUCAGUCUAUCCAGAUAGCAAGUUGCCUCCAUUAAAACCUCAUGCUUUGGUGGGGGAGUGUAUUAGUGAUACUGACAAAGACAGCUUAUCACUAUUGGGCAAUCAGCAGAAAUGGUACAGUCGUUCGGAGACUCAUGAAGCAUAUCCAAGUAGUGGAGAUUUUGAACAAGCAAAGACCCCCAGUGAUAGAAAGGUACGGAAAUCAACAAAGAAAGAGAAGCGGAUACAAGAACAAUUAACCAAAGAGUUGAAUCGGCGAGAAGAACAAGUCAAAGUAAACCAAGCACCUGAUGCCACUCAUGGGCCUGAUGAUCAAAAUCCAACAGCCAGGAAAAUGAAAAAAUCUCGGAAUGAGCGAUGGAAAACAGAGAACUUGCCGUCUACAGAGAUAACGAACAAGAAGAAGAAAUCAAAGAAGACAAAGGUUUCUAAACACAGAGUGGGUGUGGCUCCUGUCAAUGAAGCCAUCACAGCAUCACAAGCUCCACCUCUACAGUCAAUGGCUGGGCCAUCCUUUGAUGUUGCAAGUGGGGAUAUGGGUCGAACUGCCGAUGAUAUGAGAACUGAGAUGGCUAUGUUACUUGGCAACCAGCCUGCAAGCAUGUAUGGAUAUCGAUCAAAUAAUUCUACUCAAUAUUAUGAGCAAACUCCAGAAGAAAAGUUACGUGAGCAACAAGAGAAAGAGCAGAGGGAUCUUGAGAUCAAGAGACGAUGGGCUGUAGAGCGCAAUCAUCUUUCGCAGAUGCUUGAUGAAGCUUUUAAGCUAAAGAUGGGCUCUCUACCUUCUGCACCACCCCCUGGACAUGCAAUGUAUGAUCCAAGAUCAGAUAGGUCCCAUGAUGAUUCAUACAUGCAACCACAAUAUACCGGGGGCUUGGGUGCAAGACCAUCAUCUUAUCCUGGUUAUGAGUAUCAAAAGGGGAUACCUGGAGAGUUACCGGGGACCAGUUAUGCUGACAGGGUAACCCCAUUCAGUACAGGUUAUAAUGAUAGGGGGACUCUAAGGAACCCAUCCACCAAUCCUGCAUAUAAUCAUCCUGCGUAUAAUACUACACCUGCUAGUCUAUAUACACACCUCUCACCAAGAAAUGUUGAGCCCAGGGGCCCUUAUGGUUUGUAUGGUGAGAGAUCCGCUGACUAUGAUGACCUGUCCGAUAGGAGACGACAUCGCUCAAGACGUCAUGGAAGUAUACAUGAUGAUGAUUUAAGAAAUAGUGUAAGGAGAACUGACCGAAUUGCAAGAAGUGCCUCUUCAUCACACAGUAGGGGCAAGACAGAGGACCUUGCUGUUCUCAGACAGCAGAAUGAUUCUAUGCACAAGCAACUACUGGAGCAAAAGAGAGAACUAGAACAAGCUCUAGCAGCUGUUGGACAACCACAAACACAGAUUGUGUAGAUCAAUGCACAACACUUUUAUAAUCAGUGCAGAUGGGCCUCAAUACACCUUUAUCAUGCUGCCUCCAUCUUCGUCAUGUUCCUUGUAUCGAAUAACAAUAUUGAAUGAUAAUAAUCAUUAUGCAAAUUGGAACCAGACUAUUUUGUUCUUCCAGCCUCAGUUUGGUUACAUUGUUAUUAUCAAUGUGGAACAAUGAAGAUGGCUGCACCAUGAUAAAGGUCUUUAGAGAGGUAUCGCAAGCAUACAGGGAUACAGAUACGAUAGCUAUAUACAAUCAUGUUGGAUGCGCGUCAGAUUUUGUUUCCAAUCAUGAGUUAUGUGUCAGGCUAAAUCCAAAGUAUACACACAUCUUGGCGUAGGUUUUGCAAGCAUAACAAAUCCAAAAGUCUGUUGUGUGUUUUCUUGUUAAAUUGGAGAAUAUGAUUGAAAAUAUAUGUUUGUUUAACUGCUUGUUUCUCACUCACUCACUCCCUCAGUCGACCCAAGUUGUAGCGUUGCCGUAUGUUUGAGUCAGGCUUGAUGUCUGACACGCCACACCACUCUAUCCUGCAUACAGCUGAUAAGCUCCUCCUUGUGUUGCAUCCCCCGAAGUUAAACUAUUGUAAAGUAAGUUUCCUGCAAGCACCCCAAAAUCGAAAUGCCUGUUUGUUUUACUGCAUUUUCCCAUUUUGUUUGUUUACAACAGACUUAGACAUUUGUAUCAAUGUCAUGAAUGACGUCAAUAUGAUCAUUAAAAGCAAUAGUAGUAAAAUUGUUUUUAAUCUAGGUCAAAACUACUAAAAUCAGCAAAAUGGUAACAAUCUUUUAACGUAUGGGGGACGUGUUUGAGCUCCCAUAUCCAUUCUCAAUGUUCGCGCAAAACAUGGAAGCCUUGGUUAAGCGUCAUCUUAAUACAUAACUAAAGUGUUGAUGUAUCCAAAUUUGUAUCGGUAGCCUUGGGAAACCUCUCUCUAACCAUCUUAUCUAGAAGAAUUAUGGCAGUAAUACUUUGUAACAUAAAGUAUCUUGUAAUUUGCACAGAUUGAUAAGGCUUUGGUCUGAUUCGAUUUACUUAACAUUGUAACUUAGUUUUAUUUAAGCCCAAGUCUAUAUUGUUUGUAUUAACUCCAAACAAAUGUGAAAGGAUCAAAAUUUAAAAAAGAGAAGUAUAUUUUCCAGUAAUGUUUUUUAGACAAAACAAAGGUAACUGUUUUUUAAAACUAAUCAGGCUGAAAUCGAAUGUUCAGUACUUAAAGUAGAAGUAUGUUUUCUAUUUUAAAUUGUGAGUUUGUCACAAACAUUUUAAUUUUAAUCAUUUGUCUGUGUUUUUUUAUUUUAGUACUAAGAGAAUGUGAUGAUUUACUCGUGUACCUAUAUUCCGUAUGGAUACAUUAUAUUUAUGAAAACUUGUAACUUUUGCAAAGUUUUAUAAUAAUGCCACUUAAUUCUGCCAUUUGAUUUAAUAACACUUCAACUCCUCCAUUGUUCUUGCCAUUUGUAAUUAACUGAUUUAACUUAUAUCAAGUCCGAGCCACUUUAUCAAAUACAUUAUUCACCGAUGUGCACUUAAUGUAACUCUGAUCGCUAGUUUGGUAAUCUCGAUCAAUUUAAUAUGUAUGGUGUGUAUUACGUGUGUGUUUAAUACAUAUGUUUCCUUAAUAAGUGUGUUUAUUUAUGUUUCUUACUUGUCAUACCCAAUGAGAGUGAACUAAGUGUUAUUUAUUUACAGUCUGUGAUAUUAAAGGGUUCUGCAGCCGAUUUCACGAAACGCUAGGAUUAAUCCUAU